AUGAUACAUGGAGCAGAUAUGCUUCGAUCUGUCUUUUGGUUUUCUCUCCGGUUUUCUUUUGCCUGGCAAGCCAUUCAAGCCAUCCAUCCCUCCAAAUCUUUCUACUUUGUUCGGGCACCAGAUUGUGGCCAAUCCGGUUUUUGUCGUCAAAGGACAUCUUCGGUCGUGUGGCUCUCUUUCUCAUCGGGAAACGCUGACGCGUCCUCCCCAGGUUCCUCUCAUAUGGAUUGCUGCCCGUGAUAGUCUUCUUGCAGUCUUUUCCUCCUUUUUUUUCCCACAGGGUUUUUAGGGGCAGACGCACCUAUUGUAUUUACUUUUUUUUUUAUAUUUGUAUCCUUUCUUUAUUUCGGUCGGGAAGCCCUCGGUAUCUGCUGCAUCAAACAUCAAAGGUAAAAUAUCUCAACGAAAUUUGAAUCAACCAAAGAGCUUACUAACUCA
This is a messenger RNA of Radiomyces spectabilis, 438 nucleotides long. RefSeq lists its product as uncharacterized. The transcript has 3 exons. NCBI's taxonomy places the organism in Eukaryota, Fungi, Mucoromycota, Mucoromycetes, Mucorales, Radiomycetaceae. The record is from RefSeq and is a predicted model, not a curated record. The annotation marks the transcript as partial.